Trichoderma aggressivum f. europaeum is the source of this 3510-nucleotide messenger RNA. RefSeq lists its product as uncharacterized. Gene Ontology annotation, biological process: regulation of DNA-templated transcription. NCBI's taxonomy places the organism in Eukaryota, Fungi, Ascomycota, Sordariomycetes, Hypocreales, Hypocreaceae. The transcript has 4 exons. The record is from RefSeq and is a predicted model, not a curated record. Bases 1 to 3510 code for a protein of 1169 amino acids. Gene Ontology annotation, cellular component: Set3 complex; Rpd3L-Expanded complex.
AUGAGCACCAGCACCAGCGCUCCGUGCUUUAUUAGUGCUACGGGCACUGCUGCUACGUGCCGUGCUCGUACCCCCUCAGUCUCUGGCUCGCUCGCUCGCUCGCUGCGCUGCGCUGCCCUUCUGGACUCUCUGGGGCCCGGAAUCCUCGACACCGGAUUGGACUGUGCCGCUACGGCUGGGCUGGGCUUGGACUUGCACUGGCGACGCUGCAUGAUUGGACACCCUGGCCGGUACGUACCUCGAGGGUGCCGCCGCACUCGUUCUCGCGCUGCAGCCAAAGACACCCUCUCAGUUUCGUCGCUCCUCCCCAUCCUCCUUCUCCUCCUCCAUCCCCGUUGCCGGCCGUUGACGAAUCUUUGCCUCAGGAGCCCGAUCAAUCCAGACGCCCGCCGACUUCUGCUGCUGCCGCCUGGCCUUGCCCUCUGCCUCGUCCUCCUUUUAUUUCACCCGGCCGCUUUUUUUUGCCCCCUUCAUCCCACUCUUGAGCUGACCAGCCUGCUCUUCUCACCAUUUACUCGACCAACAGUCCAGUCGCCUCCCGCCCGCUCGUGUUCGAAUUUUCUACGACCCAGGCGAGAAACGUUCGACGCCCCUCAGUGUCCAGCCAUCGCCCUCGACGCGCCUCUGCCCUUGAUUCAAUCCCCAACUCACGACGCUCAAAGGGCCCAGACGCCGCCUGCCGCCUGUCCAAGACUCGACCGCGCCAUCGAUUCCGCUCCGGCCGUGGUCCUCCUUUGGACUAUGACAGACAAGCCAGCUCCGCUGUCGACGCAAGCAGCAGUUUCCACCCAGGCCAACCACAUCGCGCUCGUGGGCCCGACCGGCCCCGACGAUGUCGCCCACAAGAUUGAGGCGCCAGAGGAAGAGCCCUACACCAUCAAGUGUAUCUGCAAUUUCUCUGACGACGACGGAAACACAAUAUACUGCGAGACAUGCGACACAUGGCAGCACAUUGAUUGCUUCUAUCCCGAGAAUCGGGAGGAGGCCAUCCGAGAGGACUUUGCACACUCGUGUGCCGACUGCAAGCCCCGACCGCUGAAUCGACAAAAGGCCAUCGAGCGCACUCUACGGCUCAGGAGUACCAUCCUGGAGCCGGAGAGCAUCGAUAAAAAAUCCAAGCGACCCCCUUCCAAGAGCCACAAGAAGAAAACCAAGCCCAGCGAGGUUCUUCUCAACGGUAUCCACGGGGCUUCAGAAGGCGGCAAGCACGGCCACAACGGUGACCAUUACCCUCCUCCAGCCAAAAAAUCAAAAACCUCCCACCGACCCUCCCUGUCCGUGAGCUCCCAGCCUUCCAAGCGAAGCCCUUCGUAUGGGAACAAUCGGGCCAAUCCUACGCACCCCCCGAGUCCCGCCACGACUCCCCCCGACCUCCCCGACGAUUUUCAGAUCCACCACUACUCCGAGAGCUUCUGCUCUCUAUACAACGAUGUGCCCGACACUCGCACCAAUGCAUUUGCCAACCUCGCCAUCCCCACCGCCCUGGUACGAUGGCUAGAGUCGUCUUCCGCUCUGGAAAAAGAGGUCGGCCGGAGACACUCAGAGGUCUUCCAGGACGCACUGCCUGCUCUUGAGAGAAAGCGACCGAAGCUUGAGAUCAAGGACGCCACACAGGCGCUGGACAACGGCACUACCCUGCGCUGGCGCUCUCUCAAGUCGACGUCUUCCAUCGAAAAGGACGUGCCUCUCAUCGAGUUGAAUGGCGAGAUUGGCUUCCAGAAGGAUUACUGUGCAGACGGUGAUAACCUGUGGGCCGAUCUCUCGUCGCCCCUCCCUUUUGUCUUCUUCCACCCCAUCCUACCACUCUACAUCGACACACGCAAAGAAGGCUCCCUGGCCCGCUAUGUUCGGAGAAGCUGCAAGCCCAACGCUCAACUGGACACGUUCCUCACCAACAAGUCAGACUACCACUUCUGGCUCGUCAGCGACCGGUACAUUCCGCCUAGCGAGCAGAUUACGCUGCCGUGGGACUUCCGUCUGGAGAAGAGCGUCCAUCAGCGCUGGCUACAUCUGCUAGGCCUCAGCGACGAUGAUGGCGCAGCGCAAGAUGAGUUUGAACUCGACGAGUCAGAGUAUACGGCCAUCUCCAACUGGAUCGACCGGAUAUUGUCAGAAUAUGGAGGUUGUGCCUGUGAUCAGGAUAAUAACUGCGCCUUCGCACGAUUCCAUCGACACUAUCUAUACGGCAAGAGCCAGUCUCGCGGCAACAAGAAGAGAUCGCGCAAGACAAAGGCCCACACCAUCUCACCAAGCAGCACCGGGCAUGCCACAAAUAGCCGUGCUGCUAGUGAAGGCCACAUCGAUGAGCAUGCUGAGCGCGAGGUCCGAGAUGAGUCGGUCCCUGCACGGAGUAAACCCUCCAGCAGGGAUCGAACCCCGCUGCGCCAGGGCUCUUUUGAUCAAUUAGGAAUAUUGACCGAACCUACAGAUCGUGACAAGCGCAAGGUGGCCAUGGUGGAAGACUCCUUCCGCCGUAUGGAACAAGAGCAGCAGCAACCACCGAGGAAGAAGAAGAGGGUAUCAGACAGUACAAUAGCCUCGGCAUCUUCCAAAUCGAAAUCCAGAACCGGCUCAACCCCUCACAUCGGCAGCUAUGCUGAUGCAAGCACUACCUCCCGAAGCAAAUCCGGUUCGCCUGCUAGCUCUAGGUCACCAAAUCUUGGAAACUCGUCAAAACCUACUGCAGUCCGCCAGGGCUCAGCAGAUUUACCAGCUAGGCAAUCAUCCGCAUCGCCACGACUUGUCUACUGCGAUAUGGGCAUCCAGACGGAUCCCGUAGACGACGAGUGGUUCAGUCAGCCGCAGGAUCUCCCCUGUCGCAAGAAGCGAAUCAUUUCACUUUCUCAGCGACUUCUCCACAACAGACACAGGGCGCGCGCCGAAGAGGACCGCAAGCGACCAUCCAUCUCAGACUCGCGGCCCUCGACGGCUGACGCCAUGGACGUUGAUGCUGAGGAAACUGACCAAAAACCGGACUCAUCAAAAGCCGAAGAGGAAACGCAGCCACCUCCGUCUCCUCCCCCAACGCAAGAUGUAGAGGAUGCGGAAGUGCACGACGCGCCGCCUCCACCUCCUCCCGAAGAAGCACCAGCAGCCCCCCCGAGUGAGGCCGAGUCCACCCCAGAGAAGCCAAAGGCACCUGAGCUCCGAGUUCAAAUGCCUACUCUACCCACACUCGAUGCCACUACCCCAACUAUGGCCACGCCUAUAUCCGCAAGCAGCUCUGUUGUGCAAUCCGUCAUCAUCUCCAGCAUCAACUCAACCGUCAACGGAGCUAUUGCAACUUCGAGUCCGAUCAAGAAGAAGCUGAGCCUCAGCGAUUACACCAAGAGCAGGAUGAACAAGGCCGCGGUGAAGCCCUCGUUGGGACUUAUUACUACAAAACCCAGCCCUUCAGAGGCAGAUGAAAUCAAGCUGGAGAAUGUAGAGUCGGCAACUUUGGAGAAAGUCGAAGGCGCAGUGGCCACACCCACAGCGGCAGCUGCUGCCACCACAAACGGUCACCCAUAA